Molecule: messenger RNA, 701 nt
Organism: Acaulospora morrowiae
Lineage: Eukaryota; Fungi; Glomeromycota; Glomeromycetes; Diversisporales; Acaulosporaceae
Source: the annotation of a GenBank genome assembly
UUCCAUCAAGAGCUAAUAUAGCAGCAUUAAAACACAUUGGAGUGGAAAUAAUCAUUGCAUUUUCAGCCGUAGGAUCUCUCCGUGAAGAAAUUAAACAUAGAGAUUUUGUAAUUCCUGAUCAGAUUAUUGAUCGUACCAAGGGAAUUCGUCCAUCCACCUAUUUUGAAGGAGGAAUUGCUGCUCAUGUGACAUUUGCUGAUCCGUUUAGUCCUUUACUUGCCGAGAUAAUCUAUUCGCAUCGUAAAUGUCUCGAAAAUCCUGAAAAUGGAGAUGGUAUAAAUUUGCACUGUAACAAAACCCUUGUUUGUAUAGAAGGACCUGCGUUCAGCACCAGAGCUGAAUCUCAUCUGUAUCGUAGUUGGGGGUGUGAUAUUAUUAAUAUGUCCGUAUUACCUGAGGCGAAGUUAGCUAAAGAAGUUGAAAUUGCUUAUCAAAUGAUUUGCAUGUCGACAGAUUAUGAUUGUUGGAAGCCAAAUGAAGUUGUAUCCGUUGAAAGUGUGAUCGCAAAUUUGCGUCAGAAUGUAGAUAAUGCGAAAAAACUUUUAUCCGAGAUACUACCUGAUUUGGAAAAAGCAUUGAAAGAAGGAAAAUUUGCAUACCUAAAGGGUUCCAUGAAAAAUUCAUGUAUAACUGACAAAAGAGUAAUAACCGAAAAGGCGAUUCAAAAGAUAAAUUACGUAUUGCCCGGAUAUUAUGAUUGA